AUAGUGCGGCGGUGAAAAAGGAACCGGGUUCUAAACAUAGAAACAACUCAAACAAGUAUAAGAGAAAGUUAUUGUGGUCAGAAUUGUUUUUUUUAUGUCAAUUGGUCAGAAUUGUUUGAGCACCUACUUGUUGCAACUUAAAAAAAUCCCAAUUCGCAACAAUAGGGUGACAAAAAAGCCCAACAAUAGGCCCAACGUUUGAUUCUAAAGAAAAUCCGAGUAAGCCCAUCUCAACCUGAUAAUUGUAUCAGUCCAAAAAAAAAAAGUGAAAAUUGUGGAGAACCAGAGAAGCAGUUCGGAGUCGAAGAAGAUAGAGAAUGGCUUCGGUGGCGGUGGCGUCAAUGUUGUUCUCCGGCGGCUGCCGGAGCUUCACCGCGCCUGCUGUUUCGCGCGCACUUCGCAAUUCGCUUACCAAGCACCUCAACAAGCACGCGUUGAGUUGGCGCCAUCGGAGCUCACAUAGUAGUAGUAACGCUGCACUCGCCGGAGAAACUGAAUCCUCCACAACCGACGCCGGAAACUUACCGUCCUCCUCCUCUCCUUAUCACAGCUACCCGAAGUAUGAUCGGUUGCUUCCAUGUCCACUGCACAAAUCUCCACCAAGAAUCGAACACUUGGUUGUAUCAGAAGGAGGACCUGUCUUGGAGUAUAUUUGCAGGUCACUGGAUCUUCAUCCUCUGUUUGUUGAAGAUCUGAUUCAAUUUGGAGCUGUAUACUAUGCUCUUGUUUGCCCUCACCCUCCUCCUAAUGCUACACCAGAGCAACUGAGGAUAUUCAAAGAAGUAACUGAGCCUUCCGUUUUGCGAAAAAGACCUUCCAUUAAGGGCAAAACUUUUCGAGAGGCGCAGAAAACGUUCCGUAUAACUCACGCCAAUCAAUUUGUUGAACCAGGAACUUAUUUGCGAGUGCAUGUGCACCCCAAACGCUUUCCCAGGUGCUAUGAGAUUGACUGGAGAUCAAGGAUCAUCGCUGUGGCGGAAUCGUAUGUGGUUUUGGAUAAACCUGCUGGUACUUCAGUAGGUGGCACUACUGACAACAUUGAAGAAAGUUGUGUAACCUUUGCAACUCGUGCUUUGGGAUUGACAACUCCUUUAUUGACUACCCAUCAGAUUGAUAAUUGCACUGAAGGCUGUGUGGUAUUGGCUAGGACUAAAGAGUAUUGCUCUGUGUUUCAUGGAAAAAUCAGGGAGAAAAAAGUAAAGAAACUCUAUCUUGCUCUUACUGCUUCUCCUUUACCAACUGGAAUCAUUACCCACUAUAUGCGGCCUGUUAACAUGGCUCCUCGACUUAUUUCUGAAGAUUUUAUCAAGGGAUGGCAUCGUUGUCAACUUGAGGUCAUGGAAUGCAGAAAAGUUCCCUGGCCAACUACUGUUAUUCAAGACAAGUAUUGUGUUGAAGACUGUGGGUGGCCUUCUCAAGAUCAUGCAUAUGAGUGUAAAAUAAACCUUCUUACUGGUAAAACUCAUCAGAUUCGUGCUCAGUUUGCUGCCUCUAAGGCACCGUUAAUUGGUGAUUCUAUGUAUAUGCCAGCUGCAAUUGCAGAGAUUUCUAAUCCUGGGCUUAAUCCAUUUGGAAAAUACAAGAAAGAAUUCAGUAGUGAGAGUGAAAAAGAAAUAGCUGUUAUGAAUUGGAUUGCGCAGCAUGGUAAAGAGCCGAGUGUUGUAAUCGGCCUUCAAGCAUGUCAAAUUUCAUGGGAUGACAAUGAACACUUUUACCAAGCUGGGUCCCCUUGGUGGAGGUGUUAAAUCGCUGGAAAUAAUUCAAUGUAUGCUUGCGUUGAGGAUAAGGAUGAACUAUGAAGUUGGUUUUAAUUUUGCCUCAGCUUUGUUGUUUUUAUAUGCAGAUACAGAUUUUCAAAGGAGGAAGCUUUGGUAAUGGAUCUUUAUAUGCUGUUUCUCAUUCUAAAGGAAGGAUGCAAGAUUCCCUUACGGUUGUAGAGGAAGACAGUGAGGCUGUUGCUGGUUUGGAAAGAGGAAACCCAAAUAAAAAGGAAAAAAGAAAGGAGCUUCAUUGGAAGAUCAUGCGCGCUGGUGAAUUUUACCACCAUCUAACUUUUCUAUCAGAAUCAACUCUGAACAGGUAGACUAGAAGGAUAUGUUAUUCCGAGAGUAAGAUGUCUUUUUGAAAAUGGUAUAUUUUACUAGGGGAUGAAGAACUAGGAAAGUCACAAGUAAUUAGAAAUAUAGCUGAUUAGGCUGCGAUAUUAAUGCCUUAUGCUAUUGACAACUUAUAAUUGGACACUGGCUUUUUCUGUUAUCAGUAGCUUUGGCAUUUCGGCAAAGAGGUUUUUUUGUUUAUGCUUGCCAGUCAGUCACUUGUACUAUAAUAGAUUUUGACUAGGUAUUUAUUGCAUUGUGUUUCUUACAGAUUUAGCUUCGAUUUGAUUCUGUUCCUAUUAUCUAGGUCAUUAAUUUUAUUUUUUUUAAUUCCUGUUCCACUAUCUCAACUACAUUAUAUUCUUUCAUUCUAUUUAGAGAACCCAUAUAUGGCAUGA
Lotus japonicus is the source of this 2494-nucleotide messenger RNA. Its product is annotated as RNA pseudouridine synthase 6, chloroplastic-like. The transcript is spliced from 10 exons. The record is from RefSeq and is a predicted model, not a curated record. The coding region runs from base 318 to 1745 and encodes 475 amino acids. Lineage: Eukaryota; Viridiplantae; Streptophyta; Magnoliopsida; Fabales; Fabaceae. Gene Ontology annotation, molecular function: RNA binding; pseudouridine synthase activity. Gene Ontology annotation, biological process: pseudouridine synthesis.